UGAGACAAUUCAAUCACUCUAUUAUUUAGUUGCGUGGCGGUCUUCGGUGACCAAGGAGCUUUGGCUUAACAAAAAGAAGCGAUUUGGAAAUAAUUAUACUUAAAAUGCAAAGGCUUUGAAUAAAAUAGUGUUAUUAUUAAUGCUGUUGUGAAAAUAUAUCAAGCGAUGAAGUUAUUCUACAACAUAGUGGCGGUUAUGCUCGUACUUGGGCCUCUACCGAAUCUUGCUGCUGUUUCAAAGCGUCAAAGUGGCAACAUCGACUUGGACACUUAUGAUCAGGUUGAUGAUGCCGACUUUGUGCCUGUAAGCCCUUGUAGCAUACAAAGAGCUGGUGAUCCGGAUCUUACCAAUUAUGAUAUCAUAUCUUCGUAUCGCUUCGACGAAGCAUAUCAUCAAUACCAGGGAGUUCAACAAAUAGUCGGUUCAACUGGUUAUCAGACAGCUUAUCACUUCGAAGAGUACUCCAACAUGACAAUCGAAUCAUCGCAGGCAUUUCCGAAGGGUGUACCCGACGCCUUUUCAUUUGAAUGCACAUUUCGUGUACCUGAAUUUGAUCCACCAAAUGAGUGGUACCUCUUCGAAAUCUCAAAUUAUAGAUAUGAAUCACAGAUGAGCGUCAUUAUGAAUCCGGUUUAUAAUGCGCUCGAAUUCUCAUUACCCAAAUAUGAUGGUUCUUUGCAGACGAUCACGUUUGAGGAGUUGGAAAUAUUUGAUCAUUCAUGGCAUAAAGUUAUGCUUGGAGUUACACAGGAUGCUGUGCGCCUUUGGGUUGAUUGCAAGCCCAUACCGGACCGCAGUGGCAAUUUGAAUACUCCACUUGAUGUACGCAGUCCAAUUGAUUCGACAGAAGGUGCUUUUACUGUGGCACGUGACUGUAAAACGAAAAGCACAGUACCAAUUGAUUUGCAAUGGAUGAUCUUUAGUUGUGAUGUUGAUAAACCUAAUCGUGCCACAUGUGAAGACCUACCACAAUAUGCAAAGGCACCUAAGGGAGUUUCGGCAAUGGAGUCAUUUACCACACCCCGUGCAACUGUGGUGCCGACGCCAACACCACAGCGCCCAGAUUUAACUUUUCUAACUACUACCACUUACCGCCCGACGUUUUUGUCUUCCACUCCAGUUGCGUUGCAAGGACAAGAGUUACAUGCAUGCCCUGAAGUGUGUCCAAGAGGGCCACCGGGACCGCCAGGACCACAAGGACCGCCGGGACUUGUGGGUUUACCGGACCAGUCAUAUCCGUACGCCAAUCAGCUAAAUGGUGGCCUAAGUAAAGGUGAAAAAGGUGAACCGGGUGAUUUUGGUCUGCCUGGUUUACCCGGAAGAGACGGAGUACGUGGUUGGGAUGGUGUACCAGGUGCGAAGGGCGAACCCGGCUUAAUUGGGCCACCAGGACCACCAGGUCUUCCUGGAAUUGUAACAGCGGAUAUACGUAAUACAGAAGAUAUACGUAAUGUGACUGUGGGUUUGCCCGGGCCGAAAGGUGUUAUGGGUUUACCGGGUUUAAAUGGCCAAAAGGGAGAACGUGGUUUGCCUGGAUUAGAUGGUGGUAUGGGGGAACGUGGGGUGCCAGGACUACCGGGUACAAAAGGAGAACCAGGAUUGCCGGGUAUUGCAGGACCACAAGGACCACCUGGACCUCCCGGUGAGUCUGGUACAAUAAAUAAUGAAGUCCGGAAUAUAGAAGAACGCGAAAUACGUGAGAUAUGCUUGGCUGUUGUAAGAGACUACAUAAGUGAAAUUUCUCAAACAUUAACUGGCCCACCUGGUCCACCUGGUCGACGUGGCUAUGGUCGCCCUGGACCACCAGGACAUCCAGGCGCACAAGGUGCGCCGGGAAUACCAGGACCAUCCGGUGAACGUGGCUAUCCUGGCUUACCAGGUUUGCAGGGACCACAAGGUGAGACUGGUCCCCGUGGUCCGGAGGGACAAAAAGGUGAUCGCGGUGAAGAUGGGAUUGGUCAUCCCGGACCAAUGGGGUUACCUGGUCCACAAGGUCCUGAAGGUCGUUGUGUGGACGGUCUACCCGGUAGACCUGGUGAACCUGGUGCUGUUGGUGCACCUGGCGAACCUGGAGCACAUGGCUCCCCUGGCCAGCCUGGAGUUUGUCCCGAUUGUAAUGCCUAUCAAGCAGCGUAUACAUAUCCUCUACUACUGGCACAGCAACAACAAAAUAAUAAAGGUCCUCCGAACUACUACAAUAAGGGGCCAUCCAAUUACUACAAUAAAGGCUAAAAUUAAUAGUUGUUGUUGUUCAUUGAAUGUUUGACAUGUUUCUUCUAAAUAAAAAAUUAAAAAAAAAUUAAAUAAAAAAGAACAACAAUCAGAA
Molecule: messenger RNA, 2326 nt
Organism: Bactrocera dorsalis (oriental fruit fly)
Lineage: Eukaryota; Metazoa; Arthropoda; Insecta; Diptera; Tephritidae
Product: collagen alpha-1(IX) chain
Exons: 7
Coding region: 166-2232 (688 amino acids)
Source: RefSeq, a predicted model, not a curated record